This is a messenger RNA of Plasmodium vinckei vinckei, 321 nucleotides long. RefSeq names its product protein RER1, putative. Gene Ontology annotation, biological process: protein retention in ER lumen; retrograde vesicle-mediated transport, Golgi to endoplasmic reticulum. The coding region runs from base 1 to 321 and encodes 106 amino acids. The record is from RefSeq and is a predicted model, not a curated record. Gene Ontology annotation, cellular component: Golgi membrane. The transcript has 2 exons. Lineage: Eukaryota; Apicomplexa; Aconoidasida; Haemosporida; Plasmodiidae.
AUGAAACAAACCAACGAACAAAAAAGAGAUAAUAAUCCUGAUGAAAAAAAAGAAUUUAGACCAUUUUUAAGGAAAUUAAAUGAAUUUAAAUUUUGGUUAUAUUCAACGAGAGCUAUUUUGUUAUCAAUAGUUUGCACAUUUUUCCCAUUUUUAGACAUACCUGUAUUCUGGCCCUUAUUACUUUUUUAUUUUAUAUGUUUAUUUUUGGCUACUAUGAAGGAACAAAUUAAAAAUAUGAUCAGAUUUAAAUAUUUACCCUUUAACACAUCUACCAAGCAAACAUAUGGUUCCAUCGUUCGGGGGAGUGGACGAAACAAAUAA